Molecule: messenger RNA, 1916 nt
Organism: Lotus japonicus
Lineage: Eukaryota; Viridiplantae; Streptophyta; Magnoliopsida; Fabales; Fabaceae
Product: laccase-11-like
Exons: 6
Coding region: 26-1714 (562 amino acids)
Biological process (GO): lignin catabolic process
Cellular component (GO): apoplast
Molecular function (GO): hydroquinone:oxygen oxidoreductase activity; copper ion binding
Source: RefSeq, a predicted model, not a curated record
UUACAGAAGUUUGACAUCAAACAGAAUGGCAAGGUUGGGCUGUUUCAUGUCUGUCUUAACCUUUCUCUUCUUUGUCUUUAUUGGCUUGAUGUCUUCUUCAUCUGAAGCUGCCAUAAAGAAAUACCAGUUUGAUGUUCAAGUGACGAAUGUGAGCAGACUUUGCCAUGCAAAACCCAUUGUAACAGUAAAUGGGAGGUUCCCAGGGCCAACUAUAUAUGUUAGGGAAGGGGAUACUGUGCUGAUUAAUGUCACCAACCAUGCACAAUACAACAUGUCUAUUCAUUGGCAUGGACUUAAACAAUAUCGUAAUGGUUGGGCGGAUGGACCAGCUUAUAUCACACAAUGUCCGAUACAGACCGGAAGCAGCUAUACUUAUAACUUCAACGUUACUGGGCAGAGAGGAACACUGUGGUGGCAUGCACACAUUCUCUGGCUGAGGGCCACUGUGUAUGGUGCAAUAGUAAUCAUGCCUAAACCUGGAACACCAUUUCCAUUCCCACAGCCGGACAGAGAAUUUGAAGUCCUCCUAGGUGAAUGGUGGAACAAUGAUGUGGAAGAGAUUGAAAAGCAAGGGAACAAAAUGGGGUUGCCACCAAACAUGUCAGAUGCACAUACGAUUAACGGGAAACCAGGACCAUUAUUUCCAUGUUCUGAAAAGCACACAUAUGCAAUGGAGGUAGAACAAGGGAAGACUUACCUCCUGAGAAUCAUCAACGCUGCCCUCAAUGAUGAGCUAUUCUUUGCCAUUGCCGGUCACAACAUGACAGUGGUGGAGGUUGAUGCUGUUUACACAAAGCCAUUCACCACUGAAGCUAUACUAAUUGCACCUGGUCAGACCACAAAUGUUCUGGUCCAAGCCAACCAAGUUUCAGGAAGAUACUUCAUGGCCACUAAGGCUUUCAUGGAUGCUCCGAUCCCAGUUGACAACAAAACUGCCACUGCUAUACUUCAAUACAGAGGCAUCCCAAACACUGUCCUCCCUUCUCUUCCUCAUCUACCUGCAAGCAAUGACACAGGGUUUGCUUUGAGUUACAACAAGAAAAUAAGAAGCUUGAACUCUGUUCAGUACCCUGCUAAUGUUCCCCUCAGAGUUGACCGGAAGCUCCUUUACACUAUCAGUUUAGGCAAGAACUCUUGCCCCACAUGCAUCAAUGGAACCCGUUUGGUUGCUUCGUUAAACAAUGUCACUUUUGUGAUGCCAAAAACAGCACUUCUCCAAGCUCACUACUUCAAUAACAAGGGGGUUUUCAGAACUGAUUUCCCUGAUCGGCCUUCAACUCCUUUCAACUAUACUGGUGCACCGCUAACCGCCAAUCUUGCCACUAUAACAGGCACAAGAGUUAGCAAGGUUGCAUUCAAUUCUACAGUGGAGUUAGUUUUGCAGGACACUAACCUCCUCUCAGUUGAGUCACAUCCAUUCCAUCUUCAUGGCUAUAACUUUUUUGUUGUGGGAACUGGUACUGGUAACUUCAAUCCAUCUAAAGAUCCUGCAAAAUACAACUUGGUAGAUCCUAUCGAGAGGAACACAGUUGGGGUUCCUACUGGUGGUUGGACUGCAAUUCGUUUUCAGGCAGAUAAUCCAGGUGUUUGGUUCUUUCAUUGUCAUUUGGAGUUGCACACUGGUUGGGGGUUGAAGACAGCUUUCGUUGUCGAAAAUGGACCAGGACAAGAUCAAUCUGUUCUGCCACCACCAAAGGACCUUCCAGCCUGCUAGCCAAGUCAUCCAUGAAAAAAUAGCCACAGAAAUUGUAUUGAACAACAUUCAAUGAUUUUAGUGUGUUUUUGUCUAUUCAGCCUUCCUGUGAAAGUUGCAGAAGGUUUUCAAUUGAUAAAAUAAGAGGAAAACCAUGUGUGGAAAGAUUUAGAGGAUUUCCAGAAAUUGAAAUUCCAAAAUUUGAUUCGGUAUUUUCUAGUUA